UUCCGCGAGUAGAUUCUUCAUUCUCAUUUUUCGUAUCAAUAAUCGCCUCGUAGGUAAAUCGUAAUGGCGGUCUUCGCUUGCGGCGAUAUCUGAGACAAUACAUGAUCAUUAUAAUAAUAUAUAUAGUUCCAAUUAUAUUUAAAUAUUUGAAAUUGUGUUAUUUACAUCGUUUAAGUAGUUAUAUUUGCACACAAAAUUUCAUAUCAAGUGUAAACUUGUGAUAGAACUGUAAGCAACAAUCUGUGCAUUGUAAAUGACUUAAUUUUUCUUUACACGUGAAGAUUUUUCUGUCAUGUUACAUAAAAUAAUAACAUUGAAUUGUGCUAUACAGAAAUGUCUGUGCAUUAUAAAUUUAAAAGUGCUUUGGAUUACGACACUGUUACUUUCGACGGUUUACACAUUUCUGUUGGAGAUUUAAAAGCAGCUAUCUCACAACAAAAGCGUAUCGGAAAAACAUCCGACUUUGAUCUGCAAAUAACUAAUGCCCAGACGAAAGAAGUGUAUUCGGAUGACAAUACAUUGAUACCGAAAAACACAUCAUUACUGGUGGCUAGAGUACCCCUAUCGCAGCAGCCUAAGAAACAGUGGGAUAGUAGUAAUAAUCAAGGAGCACCCAUCAAAGAUGUAUCAAUUAACAAAGGCUUGGCUGAUUUGUCUCGCAUGGAAGGCAGUGAGCAAGAUAAAAUUAAUGCUAUGAUAUCUCAGUCCACCUUUGAUUAUGAUCCCAGCAAUUAUCAAAAGAUUCGCGGUCAAAAUCAAAGAGGUGUAGUGCCAAACAAUUAUACUUGUUUUAAGUGUCAGAAGAGAGGGCAUUGGAUUAAAGAUUGUCCUAUAGCGAAUUCUGGUGACCCAAUAGAAAUUAGACGAAGCUCAGGUAUACCUCGUAGUUUUAUGGUACCAGUGGAUGGUCCAAAAGCACCUGGCGCUAUGAUGACCCCAAGUGGAACUUUUGCUGUCCCAGCAGUGGACCAUGAGGCAUAUUUAGCAUCGGAGAGUGCUGUGGGUCCUGAAACUCUGCCUAAUACACCCGCUGCUCCAGAACCGACUAUACCUGAUGAAUUAAUAUGUAGCCUUUGUAGAGAUUUACUCACUGAUGCUGUUAUGAUACCAUGCUGUGGGAAUUCUUUUUGCGAUGAAUGUAUUAGAGGUGCAUUAUUGGAGUCAGAAGACCAUGAAUGCCCUGACUGUCGUGAAAAGGAGAUAGCACCUACAACUUUAAUACCCAAUAGAUUCUUAAGAAAUUCAGUAUCAUCAUUUCGAAACCAGACAGGUUAUAGCCGCAGAGCUCCACAUAGACCUUCUGCUGCGCCAGUGCGGCCAGCUGUUGCGGAACCACCACCAGUUGGCCCGGGUCCACCAUCAAAUGGAGCUGAUCAACCAGCACCUCAAAAGUCAAAUGAAGCGGUAGAGGAGAAGCCUCCAGAGAGGCGUGAGGGGAAACGCGAGGGGGCGCGGGGCGGGGACGAGUCGGACGCGUCGGCGGACGACAACAUCACCGUCACCGUGCCCCCGGCGCACACGCACCCGCCCCCUUCGGGUCCCCACGGGCCCCAGGGACCCCACGGACCCGCACCGCACGGGCCCCCGGGGCACCACGGGCCCCCCCCGCACGGGCACCGCGCGCCCUACAACCGACACGACCGCCAGCACCGAUCGCGCUACGGACCAUCUAAAAAUCAACCAAUGGAAGGCCCUGGAAAUAUGUCAAGGAGAGAUGAACAAAGAGCAAGCACUCCAACAAUCGACGAACGUAGGGAUCCGAUGUCGUCACAGGUUGUUUACAAUCGGGCACCACCGCAAUUUAUGUCAGGGGUUCCUCCACCGCAUUAUAAUAAUCCGCCCUACGGGCGACCAAUCGGGCGUUCUUAUGACCGAUACCAAGGUCACGAUCCGUACCAGCCACCACCGCCCGGUAUCAAAGACUCGCCUAAUGGGCGCAGCGAAGAUCCGCUCGAGGCGUUCAAUCGCAUGAUCCGCGAGAAGGAGAUGCGUGCAAAGCGGCGCGAGGAGGAGCGGCGGCGGGCGCAGUCCGGCUCGCGCAGCGCGUCCCGCUCGCGCUCCCCCCGCCCCCCGCGGGGCUCGCGCUCCCCCCGCCCCCCUCGCGGCUCCCGCUCCCCGCGCUCGCCCCGCCCCCCGCGCCUUUCCCGCUCGCCGCGCGCCCUGCGUGACUCCCGCUCGCCCCGCUCCCCGCGCUCCCCCCGCGCACGCCCUCGCAGCCGUGGCUCCAGUAGACUACGGUAUUCUAGAUCGCGGUCGAUAUCCCGGGGCCGCUUGCGUCGAUCCCCUUGGUCACCUCGACGAAGACGUUCUCGUGACAGAUCAUUGUCUUUAUCACGCACGCCUUCCCCGCGGCGCCGCAUCCGCUCGCCGAUCCGCUACCGCUCCGCGCUGCGGUCGCCGGGCGGGCGCUCCCCGCUGCGCUCGGUGGUGCGCACGCCGCUCCGCUCGCCGCUGCGCUCGCCGCUGCGCUCGCCGCUCCGCUCGCCGCUGCGUUCCCCCCCGCGAGCAUUACCGCCGCACUCGCCGCUACGCUCCCCGCUGCGUGGCCCGCUGCGCUCGCCGCCGAGGACUAUGUCGCCGCACAGAUUUGCCGGAGUGUACGACGAACUGUUGUCGCCGCCGCGUCGUAGUGUAGAGCCGUCGUUCGGAGCCAGGUAUGGUCCGCGGAAUAAUGUUGGGCCAUCAGUAUUUCCACCACUUGGAGCUAAACCGGUUCCUCUUAUGGGCUUGAAUAUCCAACCUCAACCUGAAGGGCUUCCUGGUUUUCGAGGUCGCUUUGAUGGCCCUAUAUUUGAUGACAUACCUCCUGGUGUAGAUCCUCCUGUUCCUGGAUACGAGCCUCCGCCUUUUGAAAAACCGCCAUUUGGUCCUCCAAGUUCCUUAGAUCGUGACAGAUUACCACCUUCAACGUAUAGGGAUCCUUAUCGUCCACCACCUUAUGCUGAGGGCUAUAGGGAUUCAUCUUUGCCUUCUAUUCAAAAUGAUAUUCCCCUUCAUGGAGGAGAACAUCCCUCACGUUACCGCGAUAACUUUAGGCCAGGAGCUCCCUAUCGUGACGCGGGCGGGCCUAUGCCUUAUAGAGAUGGCCAACCCUACCGUGAUCAAGUUUUGCCUGUUCCUCAUCGUGACGCUAAUUUUAGAAAUGGACCUCCAUUCCGGGAUAAUUCAUAUAGAAAUGCACCAUUCCGCGAUGGAAAUUAUCGCGAGAAUAUUCCACACAAUUACCGUGAUGGUGGAAUACCAUUUCGACCACCAAGUGUUGAUCCUAGAGAACAAAUACCACCAUUUCAUGAUUCUAACUAUCGUGAUGGUUUUAGAGAUGAUAAUAGCCGUGAAAGUAGGCCAGGUUUUCGGUCAAGUAACCCUCGUAAUAGAGUGGGUUCCAAACGAAAUGGUAAUCAAGAACAUGAAAGACCGAGGGAAAGAGAAGGUCGUGACAUGCCUGAAAGAUUUGACAGAGACAGGCAAUCUCGUGCUGUGGAAAAGGGCAGAGAACCACGUGACGAGCGUGGUCGUGAAUAUGACCGGAAUAGGGAUUAUGAUAAAGAGAGAGGCCAUGAAAGAGGAACUCCAGAGAGAAAAGCUCGCUCAAGAGACAUUCGUGAGAAAAGACGUAGUGAGUCUAGGGGCCGUUCACGCGACCGUGAUAGUAAAAAAGAAAAGAAAGAAGAAAGAGUAAGAGAUAAAUCCUCGACUGAAAGAAAUAAAGACCACAAAGAGAAAGAUAAAAAAAUGAAAGAUAGGAAAAAGAAGAAACGCGAAAAGGAAAAAGAGGUUGAAAAGAAGAAAAAGCGUGAUAAAAAAGAGAAAAAAGAUAGCAAGGAAGUGAAAAAAGAAGAAGAUGGAGACAAGGAUAAACCAAUAGAGGAGGCACCAAGUAUGAUUGAAGCAGAUGUUAAAACUAAGGAUGAUAAAGAAGCAGAAUCCGAACAGUUACAUAAUAAAGAUGUUCCAAAAACUGAUACUACGGAAAAUGCAAUGAACGAUUUGUAUGGUGACGAAGCUGCCGAAGCAGUUGAUAAAGAAAUAAUCCAAAAUUAUAUAAAAAGUGAAAACGUGGACGAUAUUCAAAAUCCAAAGGAUACUGAGAGUAGUAAUAAAGAUGAGCCUUUUGAUGGUAUUGAAUUGCAGCCCGCAGCUGACGAGUUAGGUGCCGAUUUAGAAAUCUCUUUGAAUACCUCCAAGGAAGUAUUAGCACCCUUGCCAGAAUUAUCAAAGUGGGAAGUAGACGAAGAUAAUCAAGAAAAAUCUAAAGAACCGGGUGAAAUUACCUCUCCUGAAGAUGAUGGAGAGUCCAGAAAGGUGACAUCUGAUGUCAUUAAACGCGCAGAAAAAGCAAUAUUUGCUAAAGCAGUCAAUUCAUUAAGACCAAUUGAAAUAAAGAAGAUCAGUAGCGAUCGUUUAAAGUUAUAUGGAGAUGAAACUCAAAAUAAAUUGAAUAAUAUUCAAAUUACAGUUCCAGUAACAGAUCUAGAUCAGAGAUCUUUAGAAACUAUUGACAAAAAGGGAAGAUACUCUAAAACACCCCCACCUCGCUUAUCAGUUAAAGAAAGAUUAGGUGGUAAAGUGGAAGAUGUGCGUCGCGUUAGAGAACCACGUGUUGUACAUAGUACUGUUGAACGCGUUAAGUCACGUUCAAAAACACCAAAAAGAGAACAAGUUCCAUAUCGUAGAGUAACAGUAGAAAAAGACAGGGGUAGAAAGCCUGAUAAUAGAUUAGAUAUCGCAAAAGAUCGACAUCUUAACGUCGAAAGGCGAGUUAAAGCUGAAGUUGUUAAGAUAGACGCAAACUACAGACAAGACGUUAAGAGAAAAGAAAAAACUUCAAAAGAAGACAAAAAAUUGGAGGAGAAGAUUACAGGUCACAAAGUGAAAGACAAUACAGAACCAAAACCAACAAACGAAAAAGAACGUAAAAAAUCUACAUUAGAUGAAGCACACUUUGAACCAGAUUAUGAUGAAACAGUUGAAUCUGAUAACGAGGUCAAAGAUGAUAUUGGGAAAAAACGAGAACAUUCGAAGUCACCAGGUCCCAUAGAUUCCAAGAAACCAAAGUUUGAGAGUGAGACGAUCAAACUAGAUUUGACAAAUGUUAAAAAGAAACCUGAUUCCGAAAGCGAGUCAUCGGCAAGCGGUUCGGAUGACUCAUCUUCGUCGUCAUCGUCUGACGCUCGUAAGCGUAAAAAGAAAAAGAAACGAGCCAAGAAGAAAAAGAAACGCGCUGCCAGCGACAGUGAGAGUGACUCGGGCUCCAGUUCAGACGAUCACAAGAAGAAGAAGAAGAAACGUAAACAUAAGAAAAAAUCUAGUAAGAAGAAGAAGAAAUCUAAGUAUAAGUAAUAUUAUUAGUCAAUAGGUAUUUUAUUUUUCUUUACCUAAAGUCAUAAACUAAGGAAGUCGAGACGGCUUCUAAUGGCCAAUAAGACACAUCUUGUUUGGGUUAAUCUUAAAUAAAUAAAACUUUAAAUGUUUUACAUUAUAUGUAGUCGUGUAUUUAACAAAUAAAAUACAUUUUAUGAAUAAAAUA
This is a messenger RNA of Colias croceus (clouded yellow), 5527 nucleotides long. RefSeq names its product E3 ubiquitin-protein ligase RBBP6 (gene snama). Gene Ontology annotation, molecular function: nucleic acid binding; ubiquitin protein ligase activity; zinc ion binding. The record is from RefSeq and is a predicted model, not a curated record. Gene Ontology annotation, biological process: ubiquitin-dependent protein catabolic process; protein ubiquitination; mRNA processing. Bases 334 to 5340 code for a protein of 1668 amino acids. Gene Ontology annotation, cellular component: nucleus. Lineage: Eukaryota; Metazoa; Arthropoda; Insecta; Lepidoptera; Pieridae. The transcript is spliced from 18 exons.